GAAUCCUUAUCAGAUCGGUCCGAUCAGCUCGGAGCUGAGCUUCUUUCUGCGCGUCUUCCGCUUCUUCCUCUUCCUUCACUUCCCCUUCUCACCACACCACACCACCACCGUCCAUACGCAAUCCUCAUAACUCAAUCAACCCCGCCCUCUAAGAUUACAACCCUCGUUCUCCAAACUCUACUACCACCUAACCAACCCAACCCCAACCCCAACCCUGGGCGCCGCCCAGGAACAACCAACAGUCCAUCAAAAUGGCCGACAUCCUCACCCAACUCCAAACCUGUCUCGACCAGCUACCUAACAACCUACCACGACAACAUCCCCGCACACCCGAUCAACACGCACCCACCACACCCACAAACCCCCACACAACACUCAGUCCACCCCCCAACUCAAAACCCAUCCGCUCGCCCCUCCCCCCCCUCUCCAAGAUCCCCAAGAAUUCGUCCACGCCGCCCGUUCCAGCUGGUCUACCGCAGGCCUCAUCUCAACCUGCGCAGGCUUCGCCGCCGCCACCGCCGCCACCGGCUGCUGGGGAAACACAAGCAGAUGGACAAGGAGCAGCAGCAGCAGCAGCAGGAACAGGGGGGGAUGGAAACGAGGGCCCCCCCGCACCAGACACACCCCGGACCUUCGCGGCCCGACAGCGCGAACUCGCCCGUGACCUGGUGAUCAAGGAGCAGCAGAUCGAGUACCUGGUUUCUGUGUUGCCCGGGAUCGGAUCCAGUGAGGAGCAGCAGGAGCGCAGGAUUAGGGAGUUGGAGGGGGAGCUGAGGGGGGUGGAGGCGGUUAGGGAGCAGAGGGUUAGGGAGUUGGCGGGGUUGAGGAGGAGGUUGGAGGCUGUUCUUGGGGGGGUGGAGAGGGGAUUUUUGGGGAUAGGGGUCUAG
Aspergillus heteromorphus CBS 117.55 is the source of this 887-nucleotide messenger RNA. Its product is annotated as med21 domain-containing protein. The coding region runs from base 252 to 887 and encodes 211 amino acids. The record is from RefSeq and is a predicted model, not a curated record. Lineage: Eukaryota; Fungi; Ascomycota; Eurotiomycetes; Eurotiales; Aspergillaceae. Gene Ontology annotation, cellular component: mediator complex. The transcript has 3 exons. Gene Ontology annotation, molecular function: transcription coregulator activity. Gene Ontology annotation, biological process: regulation of transcription by RNA polymerase II.